CUUUGAAUGUGUCUUAGCCAGCCAGCAGAUGACUGUUUAUAGUAUGAAUGAAUGACAUUAUGGAGCAGAACCACCGCAGAAUAAUUCCAGUGUCUUUGGCAGGACACAUCUAUAAAACAUAAUGCCCAAUAUCGAUUUCAUAAUACGAUGUCAUUUGGUAAUUUAUCCACUGGGUGGCGAUCAAGAUCAUGUUUUUAAUCCUCAAAGUACCAUGUAUUUUCUCUCUACCAUUGAUCAUUCCUUGACAAUAGCAGUUGUGCUUUCACAUAGUAUCUUGAAGCUCUAAAAUGAAACCCUUGAUAUAUACAUUGCUGAGUAAACCCUAUAUUCAUGGUAAUUAGAACCUGGAUGCAUUAGCAUGUUAAUUAUGAGAGAUUAGCAGAUAAUCCCCAGAUCUCUGUUCUAUCACUAAUUACUCUGUUUCCCCUCUGAGUUUAAUUGCUGUUACAGUACCACCCUUUAUAUUCCCACAGCAGCACAGUUUGAGAGAUGGCGGCUCCCAGAAAGAUAGCGUUGUUUCGCCUGCCUCCCCUACCCACCAUUGGGGAGGUAAUCAAGCUGUACAACCUGAGAGCAUUGAAACAGCUGUCCCAGAACUUUCUGCUGGACAUGAGGCUCACAGAUAAGAUUGUACGCCAGGCAGGCAGUCUGAGGGACGCCCAUGUGUGUGAGGUGGGUCCAGGACCUGGAGGGCUGACCCGCUCCAUCCUCAAUGCUGGGGCUGCAGACCUGCUGGUGGUGGAGAAGGACAACCGCUUCAUACCCGGACUAAACCUUUUGUCUGAAGCGGCACCAGGGAAGCUCAGGGUUGUCCAUGGUGAUAUACUCACGUACAGAAUGGACCGAGGAUUCCCAAAAGUCAUAACCAAGGCAUGGGAGGAUGAUCCACCGGACCUGCAUAUCAUUGGGAACCUUCCCUUCAGUGUGUCCACUCCUCUCAUCAUCAUGUGGCUGGAGAACAUAUCCAACAGAACUGGACCCUUUGUUUACGGCCGGACCAGACUGACCCUUACCUUUCAGAAAGAGGUGGCAGAGAGGUUGAUAGCCAGCACAGCCAGCAGGCAGAGGAGUCGUCUGUCCAUCAUGGCCCAGUACCUCUGUGCUGUCAAGAGCUGCUUCACCAUCCCAGGACGAGCCUUCAUCCCCAAACCUGAGGUGGACGUGGGGGUGGUGCACUUCACCCCUCUGGCUCAGCCCCAAAUCAAGCAGCCCUUCAAGCUGGUGGAGAAAGUAGUCAGGAAUGUCUUCCAAUUCCGGAGAAAGCACUGCCGCAAAGGAAUCGAAAUGCUGUUCCCGGAGACAGAGAGGCUGGAGCUGGCAAAGGUGAUGAUGCAUGAGGCAGACGUGGACCCCACCCUGCGCCCCACGGAGCUCUCCAUCCCUGACAUCAGAGCCCUGGCACACGCCUACAGCCGCCUCUGCUCUGAGAACCAGGGCCUCCUCACCUACGACUUCAGAGAGGAACUCAGACUCAAACACCAUAACAGGCGAUCAGGCAGCAGCACUCAGCAGCCCCUGACAGAGAGAGAAGCUAGGAGGACAGAGAGAGAGUCUAGGAGGACCGAGGGGAAGGAGUGCCUAAUGGUCUCUGUUAGAGACGAGACAACAGACUGCUCUUAGCUCUAACAUUUCUACCUGGCACACGCAUGCAUUUUUAAACACAAUUUCUCUGGUGUCCCGGGGGUGCUGAGUGAGACACAGGGAAUCUCUGGUGUCCCGGGGGUGCUGGGUGAGACACAGGGAAUCUCUGGUGUCCCGGGGGUGCUGGGUGAGACACAGGGAAUCUCUGGUGUCCCGGGUGAGACACAGGGAAUCUCUGGUGUCCUGGAGGUGCUGGGUGAGACACAGGGAAUCUCUGGUGUCCCGGAUGUGAUAGAAUAGAGAGGGACUGUGGUGGAAACGGGGGAGAGCUGAACACUGGCUGGGGUUGGGGACAUUUGGCAUUGGUCCAAACUGGAGUAGCUAACACACAGCUCAGGCACUCCAGUCCAGUUGUAAAGGAAGAACAGUGUGUGAAAUGACCAGCAGGAGAGUUUUAAGUGGUGAGAAGAGUUUGUAAUGCUCAACCCAUCACGCACCAUGUCCUGGUUCUUACUUCUGAUCCUGAUUUUCCCAUAUGACUUUGUCCUCUGGGAAAUGAGUCCGGAAACAUUUUCAGGACGAUUUGGAGAAUAAGAACACGUUGAUGGUAUUCAGGCCAUUCCGCCUCCUUUUUGUCUCACUCACUGGGGGUGUGGAGUGGAGUGGGAAGUGCUGUUGAAAAAUUGGCAGCUCCUGAUAGGGCUACUAAAAUCCUGAGUGUCUUGUUAAAGUGCUGGCCAUCUGUUUUGAAAUGUUUUGUCAGUGAUGAUGGAACAAUGUUACUGUUUCAUUAAUAUGUUCCUACAGAUUACACCAACAUGUUUCUUC
Salvelinus fontinalis (brook trout) is the source of this 2409-nucleotide messenger RNA. Its product is annotated as dimethyladenosine transferase 1, mitochondrial-like. Gene Ontology annotation, cellular component: mitochondrial matrix. Gene Ontology annotation, biological process: rRNA methylation; transcription initiation at mitochondrial promoter. The record is from RefSeq and is a predicted model, not a curated record. Gene Ontology annotation, molecular function: mitochondrial transcription factor activity; rRNA (adenine-N6,N6-)-dimethyltransferase activity. The transcript is spliced from 7 exons. NCBI's taxonomy places the organism in Eukaryota, Metazoa, Chordata, Actinopteri, Salmoniformes, Salmonidae. The coding region runs from base 490 to 1620 and encodes 376 amino acids.